GAAGUGAAACGGUUUUCAAAGUAUUAUUGUCGGUUCUCGUUGUACUCGCUCCAUUUGCCGUCGCUUGGUAUAUGAGGAACACAGCUGAUAUUCGUCGACUCCAUGGGAAGAUCCAAGAUUACAGACCUGGUAAUUGGACGAUCAGAGAUGCAGGGGCAAGCUUCAAAAAACCAUCCAAUGUUAAACUAGGUGUCUUCGGAGUGCAAGACUCAGGCAAGAGUGCCUUUCUCAACUCUAUUCACUUUGCUUACACAGGUGUAUGGCAGCAAGUCUACAUCGAGAGCAAUUUGUUAGGGCAGGGAGGAGAGACUCUAUUUCGAGACCCUGCUAUACUUACCGAUCAAGUUACAACUUUCGAUACACGUGGAUUAUCGGACAUGGGUCAUUCCAAAGUAGGGGAUGUAAUGAGUGAAAUCACUGGAAAGCGAGGAAUCGACCCUAAUUCUAAGACGGCUGGAGAAAGGAUCGACUGUCCCAUCUUUGUCCUUAAAUACAACACAACUACUGGAAUACAACAUUGUCGUGAAUUUAUAUCGUCACUUAUACCAAAAAUCAGGCAAGAGUUCGGCUCGUAUCCGAUCAUGGUCGUAACAUUCGCAGAGAGCAUCUUGAACCAGGAAGAGAUCAUUGGGGACAUCACCUUAGCUGGUAUGGACAAGAACAGUCUAUUCUUCAUUGAGAACUACACAGCUUCGAACCACGAGAUGGAUUCUAAGAAACACAUUGCUCUUCUCAAGAUCCUGGAAGCCUGUAUUCAGCGAGCCGAUGAUAACGUCACCUUUCACUGGCGAAAAGAGAAGCAGCCACUGUCCAAAAAAAAGUGUAAGAUAAUGUAAAUUUAGCGCGCAUCAAGUCGGGGUGAAUGAAAUUUUACAUAAUUAGUACAUAUAUACGUCAAGGUCACGUACGUGCACAAGAACGUACGCGACCUUUGUCAAGUUCUGUCUAUUUACUUUUAUUCAUUUUAUUCCUGGAAAAAGCAGAAAAGGAAAUUACAAUUGCAAAAGAAAAUUUAUAAACCCAUUGACCGAUGGCAAAGGAUAGACAAAAGGGCACUAGUUCAUAUUGAAGUUCUACCAUCACCGGUCGAUAGUUUACAAACAUAAUUAUAAACAUUGAAAUGAAUAAAAAGACAUAGAUUCAAAUUUCAUCAAAACGUAUAUAGUUUUCAAAAAUAUCAAACAAACAUUAAAGCAAUUGAAGCAAGGAUG
Molecule: messenger RNA, 1211 nt
Organism: Lytechinus variegatus (green sea urchin)
Lineage: Eukaryota; Metazoa; Echinodermata; Echinoidea; Temnopleuroida; Toxopneustidae
Exons: 6
Coding region: 72-836 (254 amino acids)
Source: RefSeq, a predicted model, not a curated record